AUGUGGUCAUUUGGAAGUACAUUAUUCCUGGUAGUAAUCUUUGUUCUUGACCACACUGUAUCUGCAGUAUUACCCCCAUCAUGCACAUUUGAUGAUGGCUGGUGUCAAUGGCGACCUCAGAACAGCGCACAAGGUUUCCAAUGGCAUCUCGGGAACGGGUCAACGCCAGAUAGAUCUUCCGGGCCAGUCGGGGACCACACAACAAAAUUCAGGAAUGGCAGUUACAUCUUUAUCAAGGGAAUAGAAGCCCACAGGAACAAAUCAAUCAAAGCUGUCGUAGAGGCGAACAUUGACGUAACUUCCGAUCUGCAAGUAUCCUUCUGGUAUUUUAUGAAUGGAGUUGGUAUUGGUAUAUUAACUUUAAAUAAAAUGGAGGGUGAUGGGUCAAAGACAGAACUUUGGAGAAAAGAAGGAAGGCAAAACCGAGGAUGGAAUCAAGCAACAAUUAGUUUACCUCGAGGAAGUUUUGUGCUAAGUUUUGAGGCAUCUGCGCGUUUAUUUUAUGGAAGUGACUUGGCUGUUGAUGACAUAGAAAUCACACCAAUCCAGACCACAACAAAUCCUCCUCCGUCAACAUUACCGCCUGCCAUGGAACUUCCGUUUCAUUGCGACUUUGAUUUUGAAUCCGGGCGGUGUGACUUGAAGCUUAUACCCUCUCUAGGAAAUACUGUUGGCUGGAAUAUAACUUCUGGAUCUGUUUUAUAUAAAGGCAGAACACUAGUAUCUGGCGACAUUUCUGGAAAAGGUAAAUACUUAAUUUUAAAUAACUGGAACUUGGGCGAAAAUGGUGACGCGGCACAAAUCAUCUCCCCUGUUUUUGAAAACACUGGCGCUGCCUGUUUGAGCUUUUACCUGUAUUUAGCAACAGCUACAAGUGGAACGCUAUCCGUCUACCAGAAAUUGCUUCCCUCAAUGGAACUUGUCUUGUUACAUGAAGCUUCAUAUAUAGAUCCGCCUGGCUGGAAGCUUUUGAUGUUUACCCUGAAGGGAUCUCCCUACUUUCAGAUUAUUAUGGAGGGUUCUUACGCAGAUUCGAGAUACUAUGGUUCCGUAAUAGGCGUUGAUGACGUCACAAUUCAAAAUGGAGAAUGUGUGCUUACUACGACUCCAACAGCAAAGACAACGUCACCAAAACCAUCAACAACAGUCUCAACAACACAGGUUGGUAUAUCAUCUACAUCGAAGAAAACACAAAGUUCAUCAACUCUCUCAUCGACGUCAUCGAACUUGGAUGUGUCGUCUCAAUAUUCCACUCGGACAUCUACAAUGACUACUAAACUAACAACAAAAGGUCAUACAUCUUCAUCUUACAAACCAGAUACAACAAUUAACCCUUCAGAACUAUCAUCAUUGGUAACAAAUUCUCAAAGAACAACGAAAUCGUCAUCACAUCAACCAUGGCUUUCAUCAAUUCAGACUUCUAAAUCAUCUACUUUGUCAUCAAGUGUGGCAACAACAGAAAAGGAGGCUGUCUUCAUUUCAUCAAAAUCCUCAUCUCCAUCAUCACUUCAAACAUACAUUCCAUCAAUGACAAAUUCAUCGUUAUCUAGCAAACAAACAACUACUCUCUUGACAACGAAACCUACAAGUAACACAUCUGUCACCAUGACAAGGAUAUCAUCACGUUCACCGUCAGUCACAUCCAACAUGGCAAAGCCAACAUCACAAAAAUCAAAUUCAUCAACUUCAUCGCCACCAUCAACAGGUUCUACAUCUGUAAUUCUAUCAACACUUAUAACGGAUGUCUCAACAUUUACUUUCCAGUCAUCCAUGUCGUCGAUUACAACGGGGAAGUCCGAAAGGAGCACAUUAGGAAAACACACCACGCAACAUACAUCAUCGUCAACGUCUGAUAUCCCGGGAAUGAAAACUUUGACUGGUUCACAUACAACCAGUUCAACAACAUCUUCACUUCCUGCUUCAACAAACGAAGCGAAAUUAGCGGGAAGAGAGACUACAGCCAUUGUUCUUGGCGUUUGCAUACAUGUACCUAUCAUAGCAUUAGUAAUAUUGUCGGUUAUUGUGCUUAUAUGUAAAAAGGACCAUUCAAUACAUAAAUCAGCGCAAAUCAAGUCAAAAGUUGGUCCUUACAAAGUAGAAAAAUGUGCUAAUGCUGACACUAUUGAAUUAGAUGAUCAUGUUUCUAUAAAGGGUUUUCGAAAGUUAGAAACAUGA
Molecule: messenger RNA, 2175 nt
Organism: Saccostrea echinata
Lineage: Eukaryota; Metazoa; Mollusca; Bivalvia; Ostreida; Ostreidae
Product: MAM and LDL-receptor class A domain-containing protein 1-like
Exons: 9
Coding region: 1-2175 (724 amino acids)
Cellular component (GO): membrane
Source: RefSeq, a predicted model, not a curated record